Molecule: messenger RNA, 2943 nt
Organism: Exophiala spinifera
Lineage: Eukaryota; Fungi; Ascomycota; Eurotiomycetes; Chaetothyriales; Herpotrichiellaceae
Exons: 1
Coding region: 1-2943 (980 amino acids)
Cellular component (GO): catalytic step 2 spliceosome; intracellular anatomical structure
Molecular function (GO): RNA binding; ATP binding
Source: RefSeq, a predicted model, not a curated record
AUGUCUGAACAACAAUAUAACGAGCCUCGCAUUAAAUCCAAUAAGCGUAGCAAUGCACACCGGAGGCGCCGCGAUGAUAUCGACUUCGAGGAUCGAUGGGGCGACGAGGAGAUCGCCGAAGACGAGGAGGAAGCUCAAUCCGAUUUUGCCGAGUCGUCCUCAAAGAGGGUCAAACUUUCGGACGGUUCCGGAUCUCAACAAGCGAGGGCACGCACUCCUCCACCAGAAUCGGCUGAAGAGAAGGCCGAGAGGGAAAGAGAUCAAGACUUGAAGGAACGAGACGAAUUCGCAAAACGAUUGGCGAAAAGAGACGAGGAGCGUUCGAAGAAGAUUGUGGAAGAUAGGUCGGCGCCUAAAGACAGCGUAGCAGCUCAGAGAAGGGCGCUCGCAGAUGAUAUAGCCGCCCGAGCAGCGGCGAUGCCAGAUUUGCGGGUGCGAUCUCGGCAAGAUUAUCUCAAGAAGCGAGAAGCUGAGCGCUUGGCCCUGCUACGGAAACAAGUCGCAGAAGAGCAAGCGGAGUUAAGGGACAACCCAGACCUGACAAGACGAGAGAAAGAAGAGUUUGCAAGAAACAAGGAGGUCUUGCGGCUGGCAGAAGAGAGACUGAAUAUCGACGAUCAUCUGGAUGGCUAUGCUCUACCCGAAGACUAUAUAACAGAGAAGGGCAAGAUCGAUCGGCGAAAGAAGGAACAGGCUCUUUACCAAAGAUAUGUCGACCGAGACGAAACUGGUAGGGAACGCUACGUUACGGAGCAUGAGGAGUGGGAGAAUGAGCAGACGAAGCGCGCAGAAGCGCAGAUCAAGCGAGCCGAGUUUGUCGAUGAAGGCGACUACGGCUACGUCUUUGACGAAAGCCAGCAAAUGAAGUUUAUUGUCGCAGAGACAUUAGGUGGGGAUCUGGGUAAGGGAAUGACACGAGAGCAGAGGGAGAUGGCUCAAAGACUGAGCGCGGCCGAAGCCAAAGCUAAGAGCAUCGAGGAGACGAGGAAGAGCCUACCUGUUUAUCAGUUCCGAGACGAAAUCAUCCAGGCUGUGAGAGAUCACCAAGUCCUGAUUAUCGUGGGCGAAACGGGCAGUGGGAAGACGACUCAGUUACCUCAGUAUCUGCAUGAGGCCGGAUUCACGCAAGGUGGCAUGAAGAUUGGAUGUACGCAGCCUCGAAGAGUUGCCGCCAUGUCUGUUGCUGCACGAGUUGCAGAAGAAAUGGGCAAGCGAUUGGGCAAUGAAGUCGGGUAUGCUAUUCGAUUCGAAGAUAACACUAGUGAAAAGACGGUGCUCAAGUACAUGACGGAUGGUAUGCUUCUGCGAGAGCUGCUGACAGAUCCGGAGUUGUCUCAAUAUUCAGCCCUCAUGAUUGACGAGGCACACGAGCGGACUGUCAGCACAGAUAUUGCUUGUGGGCUGUUGAAGGAUAUUGCAAGAGCACGUCCCGAUCUGAAACUGUUGAUUUCUUCUGCUACGAUGGAUGCGCGAAAAUUUCAAAAGUAUUUUGACGAUGCACCGAUCUUCAACAUUCCUGGCCGAAGGUACGCCGUUGAUAUUCACUACACGGCUCAGCCAGAAGCCAAUUACCUCGCCGCUGCCAUCACCACCGUCUUUCAGAUACACAUUACGCAAGGGACCGGGGAUAUCUUGGUGUUUCUAACUGGUCAGGAAGAAAUCGAGGCUAUGGAAGCAAGUCUACAAGAAACGGCCCGUAAAUUGGGAAACAAAAUCAAAGAGAUGAUUAUCUGCCCGAUCUAUGCCAACCUGCCGACCGACCUACAGGCAAAGAUCUUCGAGCCAACACCCGCAGGGGCGAGGAAGGUGGUUCUCGCCACCAAUAUUGCCGAGACUUCGUUGACCAUCGAUGGUAUCGUCUAUGUCAUCGAUCCCGGGUUCGUCAAAGAAAAUCAAUACAACCCUCGCACAGGUAUGGAAUCACUGGUUGUUGUUCCCUGCAGUCGUGCGUCAGCAGGUCAGCGGGCAGGUCGGGCAGGUCGUGUUGGUCCUGGCAAGUGUUUCCGGUUAUACACCGCCCAGGCCUACAAAAACGAACUUGACGAGAAUACCACCCCGGAAAUCCAAAGAACGAACUUGACUGGGGUUGUUCUCCUCUUGAAAAGUCUAGGCAUCAACGAUUUACUCGACUUCGAUUUCAUGGAUCCCCCCUCAACAGACACCCUUGUCCGAGCAGUCGAGCAACUGUACGCGCUAGGGGCGCUCAACAACGCCGGCGAGUUGACCAAGAUCGGUCGACAAAUGGCUGAAUUUCCCACAGACCCUAUGCUUGCUCGGUCUAUCCUUGCUGCUGACAAGUAUGGAUGUGUGGAGGAGGUGCUGUCGAUAAUUGCCAUGCUUGGUGAAGCAUCCGCGCUCUUCUUUCGGCCAAAGGACAAGAAGAUCCACGCUGAUAGUGCAAGGGCGCGGUUUACGAACAAGGAUGGCGGUGACCACCUGUCACUGCUCAACGUCUUCAACGAGUGGGCUGAUUCGGACUACAGCUAUGUCUGGGCCAAGGAGAAUUUCUUGCAGCAGAGAAGUUUGACCAGGGCGCGUGAUGUACGGGAUCAGUUAGCCCGACUGUGCGACCGAGUGGAGGUUGACGCCGGCAAAAGCUGCGGCGGACAAUCCAACAUUGAGCCUAUUCAGAAGGCUAUUACUGCUGGCUUCUUCCCUCAUUCUGCUCGACUGCAACGAGAUGGGCAAAGCUAUCGUACGGUGAAGAACGGACAGGUUGUCUAUAUUCACCCAUCGGGAGUUCUCAUUGAGAGCCAACCGAAAUGGUUGAUCUAUCAUGAACUGGUACUGACCAGUAAGGAAUAUAUGAGAAGCUGCAUGCCUCUGAAGCCCGAGUGGUUGAUCGAGGUGGCGCCUCACUACUAUAAGAAGAAAGACCUGGAGACCUUGGGCGUGGAGCGAAAGGUCCCCAGAGGCGAAGGAAAAUCCCAGAGCAAGAUAUAA